AUGGCCGCUGACAGCGCUCCACUUGCCGAGAAUGGCCACGGCUCCUAUUCUGGGCAACAACUCGUGCUGAUCCUCAGCAUCGUGACCUUGCUCGGCCUCGCCAUCUACAACUCCAUCGAGCUGGUCGUCCUCAUUCUCUGUACAUUCAAACACUGGCGCGGCCUCUACUUCUGGAGUUUGCUGCUGAGCGGCUUGCUCGGCGUGGUGCCACAGGCGAUCAGCUUCCUACUAAAGGAUAUGGCCCUGGCGCCACUAUGGUUUUCACUGACUCUCUCCACGAUCGGCUGGUAUUUCAUGGUCACCGGCCAGGCAGUCGUGCUUUACUCUCGUCUCAAUCUCCUGGUCACUGAUACCAGAGUCCUCAACCGCGUCUUGAUCAUGAUCAUCACCAAUGCAAUUAUUCUCCACGUGCCCACGACCAUCCUCACUUAUGGUUCUAAUUUCGUCAACACAAAUAAUGCCGUCUGGCAACACGCCUACGACAUCAUGGAGCGCAUCGAGCUAGUCGGCUUCUCCGUGCAAGAGAUGAUCAUCUCUUACCUCUACGUCGUGCAGGUCAUCCGAAACCUGACUAUCGUCCCCCAAGGAUCUCGCAUUCACAAGGCCCAUCGCAAAACCCUCCACUACGUCCUCGCCAUCAACAUCUUUCUCAUCCUCCUGGACGUGGUCCUCCUCGUCAUGGAAUUUACCAAUCGCUACACCAUCCAAACGGCCCUAAAGUCACUGGUCUACAGCAUCAAGCUGAAGCUUGAAUUUGCGGUUCUCAACCGCCUCAUUUGUCUUGUCAGGCCGGAGCAAGUCACUUCAGACGACUACUGGCAACCCUCACCAAGUCCGAGUCCAAGGACCCAGAAUGGUCUGGGCCAUGAGUUGACGGACUUUGGGGGCUUUUCUCGAGUCGAGUCUUGUGAUACGGUGCAACUGAGGAAUCCUAGGUCACAGGUGAUCAGGAUUAAUAAGGCGUUUGAAUAA
Penicillium daleae is the source of this 972-nucleotide messenger RNA. RefSeq lists its product as uncharacterized. The coding region runs from base 1 to 972 and encodes 323 amino acids. The transcript has a single exon. The record is from RefSeq and is a predicted model, not a curated record. NCBI's taxonomy places the organism in Eukaryota, Fungi, Ascomycota, Eurotiomycetes, Eurotiales, Aspergillaceae.